Ooceraea biroi (clonal raider ant) is the source of this 1036-nucleotide messenger RNA. RefSeq lists its product as uncharacterized. Lineage: Eukaryota; Metazoa; Arthropoda; Insecta; Hymenoptera; Formicidae. The record is from RefSeq and is a predicted model, not a curated record.
AUAUUAAUAUAUUAACGUUACUUUUAAUAUUUUAUUAUUAUGUUUAUUAUUAUAUUUAUUAUUAUGUAUUAUUUUUCAGGAUCUGUUAUCUCACGUGGCUCGACAAAAAUGACAAAAGUAGUCUGUGUCUCGCAUUUUCUCGGUGUAAUUUUGUAAAAUUCGUAAUGAAAUUUGUAUGCAUAAAUAUAAGCGAUAAGUUAGCCGUCUGCAUCGAUAGUAUCGAUAUUUCGAGAUCCGCCAUAUUGUCCUUCGAUAAUUUCAAAUUCGCGGUCAGUUACCGGACCGGAUGCAAAGAGCAAUUGAGCUGCUCCGUGUUCUCGCGCUCGUUAUCGCCGAAAGAUGGAUUUCGCGAGCGCAGAAUCGUCUUGGAAGUCUCACAAAGUGUUCAUUGUAAGUGUUUUGGUGACUAUUCUAUCUUCCUGCCCCGGAAAUUGAUGAAGGACUCUUCUUCGAACGUUUCACGACGCCAAUCUCCCGCCAAAGUACAACGAAAGCCCGUCGCGUCGUUGGGUAAGUGCGUAUUGUGGUUUUACAAGUAAUUGGGUUGUAAUAUUAUCUAAUUUGCAACCUCGUUACGAAAGAUAAUAAUUUUAUAUCUUCGAAAUGGAAUGAAAUUUUGCACUUGCAAACACGCGCGUGCGUGAAGUAAAUGUAUAAUUUUGUAAUAUAAUAUUAUUAUAUAAUCUGAUACACGAUGUGACGUGAGAUUUGUGAUAAAAACUGUUUCUCUUCGCAGAAAUUUUUUUUAUAAAUAGAAGAAAAAACUUUACAUACAUUAUCUCACGAAAAAAGGCAACACGUUAUUUUUAUAUAUUUUAAAAUUGAAGAUACAUCCUCCUGCAAUUAUUUUCAUAAAUCCUCAUAAAUUGUCAUUCUAUCUAAUUAAUCACGUCACUAAUAAUGAUUAUUGUUUUUUAAUCAAAUGAUCGAAAUCUAUUAGAUACGUCCAAGAAUAUACUCUCGCUCUCGGUUACCACGUCUCACGUAAUCGAUCUAUAUUUAGCAAAUAUUUCAAUAGAGCGCAUCUGAUGAGUUC